UUGACUAUUUUGAUUUGUAUUGAAUCAUUUCAACGGAUUGCCCAAGAGCCAACAAGGGCCAACCUGUAGCGAAGAGGAGGAGUUGGACAUCUCUUGAGGCAUCUUCUAAGGGAGACUUCUAGUUGGUACGAUGGAACGGCGACAAAAGAGGAAACGUCUGGAAAAUGAAGAGUCCCAGGAAACUGCCGAGAACAGAGGAGGAAUCUCGAAGUCACAAGAGGAUCCCCCUCAGCUUGGAUCCACUGUGGUGGCCAAAGGCUACAGCCCAGGGGCAGGGGAGGUAUCCUCUGCCUCUAAAUACUUCUUCUGUACUUCUACUCUGCGCAAGCUCAUCUAUGCUGGAAUCCGGAGAUUUCAUCGAGACACUGCCCAGCCUACAGCACCCCUAGCCCAGGUUCAGGAAGAAGGGGAGACCGCUCCCCCAUCACACUGUGUCUCCUCCUCACCCUCUUCACCCUGUAAGAACUAUCUGCACCCAGACAAAGAGGAAAGGGGCAUGAAAAUAUACUACACGCAGGUACAAGUGAACAAGGGUGUAGCUGUCUCCUGGAAGACAAAGAAACCCUUGGAGUUGCCUGAAAAGCAGCUGACGAUAGAAGAAGUGACCCUUCCUGAGGAUGCGUGCACAGUAGGCACUUACCCCUCUGAUGUGUUCACCGAAAGCCUCCUGUCUGACAGUGAGCCCACUGGGGAGGAGAAAGAGUAUGAGGAAAGGGCAGAGCCAGGCAGCCCAUCAGGGUCACCUGCAGUCCAGGAGAGACCCAGGGUCAAGACACCGGACUGGAUGGUGACCAUGGAGACCGGCUUCAGGUGCAUGGCCUGCUGCCGGGUCUUCCCCACCUUGGAGAUCCUCCAGCAGCACGUGAAGGGUGGCGUCCUGGAGGGCUUCAGCUGCCGUGUCUUUCAUCUCACCAUGGCCCAGCUGAUGGGCAAUGUGGAAUCCGAGAGCACUCCUGAGGAGGAGGAUGAGGAGGAGGAGGACGAGGAGGUGGAGGAGGAGGAGGAAGAGAAGCUAGAAGAAAAGGAGAAUGAGGGAGAGCAGCCCACG
This is a messenger RNA of Mesoplodon densirostris (Blainville's beaked whale), 1048 nucleotides long. Its product is annotated as protein FAM170A-like. The annotation marks the transcript as partial. NCBI's taxonomy places the organism in Eukaryota, Metazoa, Chordata, Mammalia, Artiodactyla, Ziphiidae. Gene Ontology annotation, biological process: fertilization. Gene Ontology annotation, cellular component: nucleus. The record is from RefSeq and is a predicted model, not a curated record. The transcript has a single exon.